Messenger RNA from Chara braunii, 1371 nucleotides. The record is from the annotation of a GenBank genome assembly. Lineage: Eukaryota; Viridiplantae; Streptophyta; Charophyceae; Charales; Characeae.
GGGGUGCUUCCACCAGCAGCUUCUGCUUCUGCUUCUGCUUCUGCUUCUGCUUCUGCUUCUGCUUCUGCUUCUGCUCUUCUGCUUCUGCUUCUGCUUCUGCUUCUGCUUCUGCUUCUGCUCUUCUGCUUCUGCUUCUGCUUCUGCUUCUGCUUCUGCUUAUGCUUCUGCUUGUGCUUAUGCUUCUGCUUGUGCUUCUGCUUGUGCUUCUGCUUCUGAUUGUGCUUCUGCUUAUGCUUAUGCUUCUGCUUAUGCUUCUGCUUAUGCUUAUGCUUAUGCUUAUGCUUAUGCUUUCACGUCUAAUGGGGCUCGGCGUCACUUUCGUUUACUACCUGAGCUACGGAGAUCAGUUGUUCGGAAUCAAGUCCGACAAUGUGGUCACAUUCAUCAGGCUAGGGCCUGCCGGAGGCAGAUUCAACGCCGUGUACGAAGCGGAGGGAUGCACAGACACCAGCUGGAUCGGAGAAGGUUUCUUCGACGGCUGCAUGGAGUCGUACGACUCCACGAAGGAAGACGAGGAUAUCUCGUGCGAUAAAUUUCUGCACCGAGUGUCCUACUCUCCCUAUCCCAACGGCGAGGGCAGGAUCGAUAUAAUCGAUAUGUCAAUUUCGAUGGGUGAAGCCAUUACUGCCGCUCGCACGCCUUUACGGUUUUGGCCGCAGCAGCUGUGCAAUUCGACUUUUUGCGGCUCCUGCAGAGACAUAGGGUGGGGUUUUUUUGAGGUCCCGAUGCUUGUGGACGGGGUGGUAGUGAAUACCACGGACCAGUUCAGGACAGGGGUGUCGAGCACGAACGAGAUGGUGUACUCCUUGCCGGCAGACAAGACGCUGGUGUUUCAGACGGGGGCUUGGAGUAGCGUGGCUGCCAUGAGUUUGGUGGAGCAGCAGCGGUCAUGCACCGCCAACUUCUCGCUAGUGGAGCUGGUCUCGAGCGAGGCCCAUAGCUGCAGGAGGAGGAGGAGCAGGAGGAGGCUGAUGAGUAGAGAAUUGCUGGCCGAUGUGGCAGUUGAACCCUCGGAGGGGUCCAGGAAUGAGCAUAUGGUCCUGACCAGCAAGGCCCUGUUCGGCAAGAAAAAGACGGUGCCCAUCACGUUCCACGAGAAGGACGCCGUUCACGUGGGACUGAACAAAACCGUCGACCUGCACGUCACCGUGUACGUUCCCCCGCAUGAAAGUCGGCGCUUUCUGCUGGCAGAUGCUGGUCAUGCCGCCGAAGACCGGGGGAUACUGCACCGUGCCUGUCCCGGCUGCGUCCAGUUUCUCCGAACCAACUUCCAAAACCUCACCGGAAGGCUGAGCGCACACAUCAAUUGACCAGCAGCAGCAGCAGCAGCCUGCGCAGCAGAAGCUGCGCGUGUUUCCGACUUACUUUGAG